This is a messenger RNA of Theobroma cacao (cacao), 3287 nucleotides long. RefSeq names its product receptor-like protein EIX2. Gene Ontology annotation, molecular function: protein binding. The record is from RefSeq and is a predicted model, not a curated record. Lineage: Eukaryota; Viridiplantae; Streptophyta; Magnoliopsida; Malvales; Malvaceae.
UGCUUUAAAGAGGAGUCUCUAUCCUUCUGCUUUGCUAAGCAACUCACUCGAGGGAUCAGCUUGUUCUCAUCCCAUGUUUCUUUAGUUUUCUUUCAGUAAACCACACCUUUACCUUGAUAUUGAGCGGAUAGUUUGGGGGCAUUGAGGCAGAUAUGGCCAGCAGGACUACUCUUGGUGGUACUGUUAUUCUCGCUCUCAUUCAUUUAUUACCUGAAUUUACAUCCGUCCAAGCUAAUGAACCUCAUCCCCAUUCCAGCAACUUCUCAAAAAGUUGCAGUGAGAUUGAAAAGAAAGCACUUCUCAAGUUCAAAGAGGAUCUUACAGAUCCUUCGGACCGGUUAUCUUCUUGGAUUGGUGAGGACUGCUGCAAAUGGUCAGGUGUUGGUUGCAACAAGAAGACAGGGCGUGUCACGAAGCUUGAUCUCAGAAACCCAUACGACCAGAUUUUCUUUCAGGAUUUCAGUCCUUUACCCACUUUUGAUUCAAGAUUGGGCGGUAAGCUAAAUCCUUCAUUGCUUGAAUUGAAAUAUUUAGAUUACUUGGACCUAAGCUUGAACAAUUUUGAAAACACUUCAAUACCAAAGUUGAUCGGUUCACUCAAGAAGUUGACUUACCUUAAUCUCUCUCUGUCCUCCUUUGUUGGAUUGAUUCCCCCUCAUCUUGGAAAUCUGUCAAACUUGCGUUUUCUUGAUCUUCAAGCAUCUUCAGGUUUUGACUAUUAUCCCCCAAACAUUUGGGUUUCUGAUUUGAAUUGGAUAUCCAAAAUUUCUUCAUUGAAGUACCUAAAUCUAGGCUACGUGAACCUGAGUUUGGCAUCGACCAGUUGGUUGCAAGCUGUUAAUAAGCUUCCUUCUCUGGAGGAGUUGCAUUUCCCUAGCUGCGACCUCAAAACCUUUCCCCUUUCUCUUCCAGUUGUUAACUUCAGUUCCAUUCUGGUCGUCAACCUUGAACAAAAUAAUUUCGGUUCAUCAAUGCCUCGUUGGUUGUUUAACAUGUGUACCCUUGUAAGCCUAAACUUGGGGUACAAUGGAAUCAGCGACUCUUUGAAUGACAUUGAUUGGAGACAUCUUUGUAACUUGCGGGCUUUAGAUCUAUCGGUAAAUAAGAUUAAUGGUGAAUUGAACAGAUUUGUCGAUAGUUUAUCGAAAUGUGGUAAUAUUGCUUUGGAAACGUUGUACUUAUAUUCUAAUAAUGUGGGAGGACAACUACCUGAGUCCUUGCGACAUCUUAAACAUUUGCGAAGUCUCCUAGUCAGCAGUAAUUCUUUCUCAGGUUCACUUCCAGCAUCUAUUGGGAACUUGUCAUGUUUGGAGGAAUUGGACGUCUCUACCAACAACUUAAAUGGAUUUGUUCCUGAAAGUAUUGGACAACUAAGUAAGUUGGUGAGAUUGUUUCUUGGCAGUAAUUACUGGGGAGGUGUCUUAUCUGAGACUCAUUUCCUCCGCCUAAAAGCCUUGAAAUACUUUACCAUAUCAUCUGAAAACCAGUCCUUGGAAUUUGAUGUGAGACCGAAGAAGUGGGUUCCGCCUUUUAGUCUGAAAGCAAUCUCCAUCAGUAAAUAUCGAAUAGGUCCAGAGUUUCCCGCAUGGCUCCAAACCCAGAAGGAACUGGAGUCUCUAAUCCUCGCGGCAGCAGCUAUUUCAGAUGAAAUUCCUGAUUGGUUUUGGCAAUUAAGUCCACAGCUUGGAUAUUUGGAUCUCUGUAACAACAAAUUGAGAGGAAAGCUUCCCAGAUCUUUAAAAUUUGCACCCGAUGCGUUUCGUGUGGUUGUGGACCUAAGUUCCAACCAAUUCGAGGGCCUACUUCCACUCUGUUCUAAUGUCAAUAUCCUCUCUUUGAGGAAAAACUUGUUUUCAGGACCUAUUCCAAAGGACAUUGGUCUACAAAUGCAAAUGCUAGAAUCUUUGGAUCUUUCUGAGAACUCUCUUAAUGGUAGUAUCCCUUCAUCCAUAAGUAAGUUAGAAAACUUGCAAAUUAUGUCUCUUUCAAACAAUCAACUUACUGGAAAGAUACCUCAAUGGGAGAGUUCAGAAUUUUUGUGGGCCAUAGAUCUCUCAAACAACAAUCUUUCCGGUAGCAUUCCAAGCUCAAUUUGCUCACUGCCUUGGCUUUACACAUUGAAGUUGAGCGGUAAUAAUCUUUCUGGAGAGCUCUCAUCUUUACAGAAUUGCCAGAAUCUGUCUGAACUUAGUCUUGCAAAUAAUCAAUUUUCUGGAGACAUCCCAAGAUGGAUGGGGGAAGUGCUACCAUUCUUGUCAAUACUAAGUCUACGAGGCAAUAUGUUUAGUGGAAAGAUUCCUGAAAAUUUGUGUGAUCUCGUUGAUCUCCAUAUCCUGGACCUUGGGCGUAACAAUCUAUCCGGACAAAUCCCACCAUGUUUAGGCAAUUUAAGGGGCUUGCGUAACUUGGCUUCUUAUACUCCUUUUAAGCCCGGUGACCGUCCUGUCUACUUGGAUGAAAUGGAGUUCUAUGUUAAAGGAAGGAUACUUAAAUUCACCUUGAUUCUUGAUCUCGUGAACAUCAUAGACCUGUCAAGAAAUAAUCUACAAGGUGAAAUCCCAAAAGGAAUAGCAAGCCUCUCAACCUUAGGUACGUUAAAUUUAUCCAGGAACCAAUUGACAGGAAAGAUACCAGAAAAUAUCGGAAGCUUGCAACAGUUAGAAACUCUUGACCUCUCAUGCAACCAUCUUUCAGGCCCAAUCCCUGCAAGUAUGUCAUCCAUGACAUCAUUGAACCAUUUGAACUUAUCUUACAAUGACUUGUCUGGCCAAAUCCCUUCUGUCAACCAGUUCCAAACCUUGAACGACCCUUCCAUUUAUGAGGGAAACGGGAAACUUUGCGGGCCUCCAUUACGAACCAAUUGCUCAACACCCACCAGCGAUAACCAUCCCACUAAAGAUCAAGAUGAUGAUACGCCUGCAAUGCUCUGGUUCUACAUAGCAAUGGCAGUGGGAUUUAUAGUGGGAUUUUGGGCUGUGUGUGGUACUUUGAUCAUCAAAAAGUCUUGGAGACAUGCCUACUUCCGGUUCGUGGAUGAAAUGAUAGAUAGAAUUUACGUUAGCUAUGCAGUGAAUGUGGCACCCUUGCUGAAGAAAUUGAGGGGAAAAAGGAACUAGGAUCCCCUGUGAGGAGGUAGCAUCUUUCACUUAUGGUGGAUUUUUUCUAGUUUAAAUAUAUUUGUAGCAAAAGUGUUGAGAUUUCUAUUUGGAUUUUUUCCACAUCAUGUAAAAUUUCAUUAGCUUAAAUAUUUUAAUUCAAGUAUUGUAAUUUUCGACUAUCAUUUGAGA